AUGAAUCAAGCACAACCACAAACUGGAGAAACUUCUAGCUCAACACUCGUUUCAAAAGAGACCAAUAAGCCUCUUCACUCCCCAGAAGCGCAGUCUUCAUUGAACAACGCGUCAACAAGUACGGUUGCAACAGGAACUAAUAUCAUGCCUACACAUAACGCCUCUACUACUACAAUUAAUACCACAGCAAGCGCUACUACAGCUAAUAAUGCAGAGCCUACAGCAACACUCAAAGUAGUUGAACCAGCGAAUAAUAGCGAGGCAGACGAAGAAGCGAUUCGAAAUCAAAAAUUAGUAGAAGAAUUUCAAUACCUUUUAGAAAAAAGCCAAAGUUUAUUUAGUGGAUUGAGAGACCUGCCACCAACAGGAAGCCAUCGUCAAUGGAGACCAUAUUUCGAGAAAACAUUUGAGGUGUACACAAAGUUAUGGAAAUUUCAACAAACGCAUCGAUCCAUUCUUGAAGACAAAAGCAACUAUGGAUUAAAGCGUUGGGAAGUAGGUGAAAUUGCAAGUAAAAUUGGCCAACUUUAUUAUCAUUACUAUUUAAGAACGAGCGAGACGAAUUAUUUGUAUGAAGCUUAUGUGUUUUAUGAAGCCAUCCAUGAAAGACAGUACUUUAAAGACGUUCUAGAAGUAAAAAAUUCUGCUUUGAUGAUUAAAAAAAUGAGAUACUAUGCUCGUUUUAUCAUUGUCUGUUUAUUGUUAAACAAGGACGAAAAUGUACGCCAACUUAUCACUGAAUUAGAAGGUCUAAUUGAAGAAUACACAAAAAGCUUUAAACCACCCGAUGCAAAAGAAUGGCAAAUGGUUUUAGAAGAAAUCAGUACAUUUACAGAAGCAGAAAAGAAGCUUGUCCCUAUCAAUCUUGACCGCACGCCUGAUAAAAUUGAACAUCGCUUAUCAUCGAAUAUUGCUGAACGAAACCUAGGUCAUUUCCCUAAACUGAAACUUCAAGAAGCUAUUUUAGUCGGUAAUUAUCAAAAACAGAUCAAGUUCUCAGAGCUGACCUUGGAUAUGUAUCGUAUGCUUCAAUCUCUUGAAAGAAAGCCGUUUGUGAUGCAUCCUUCAGUAACAAACAAUACCACUACGAAUGAGAAAAAGGAAGCAGCUAGCAAAGAAGAUAAUACCAAUGUGAAUAGUAAUAAUCCAAAAGCGAUGACCACAACAGCAACUACAACAGCAGGAGUAGCCGCAACAACAAUCACAACCACAGCAGCUGCUCCAGCUUCAGCAGCAACUACAACAGCAGUUCCAUCGAUAGCAGCAGCUGUUUCUUCAGCCAAUAACACCCAGAACAACAACGCGAAUGAUAAAAUGAACAAGCGAUCAAAUCCACAUAAAUAUCUUUUAUACAAGCCUUCUCUCAGUCAACUUUUAGUGUAUAUUUCCACUGCCUUUAAAGACACAAGCGAGAACUCGGCUCUACUUUUGUAUCUUUCAGCGGAUGGAUGUUCGUAUCCUGAAAGAACAAUAUCAGGCUAUGGAGGUGGUGUCUUAACGAGUCAACGCAACCGACAGACCUCUAUCGCUGAUCGAACAGGCGCAGGAGGAUCUACUAGCACAAAUGUGGCAGCCAAUGUCUUGUCCUCAAAUCCUAAUGGACCCUCUGCUCAAGCCUCUUCUUCUCUCAAUAUAAUUAAUAAUAACAAUAUCAACAGCAAUAGCAACAAUGCAUCCACCCUAGCUAACAAUACUACGGCUUCUAACAACAAUCUGGCUUCUACAACCACUCAACCAACUGAAGUAGCAGCAGUUCCACCUUCUGCUCAUUGUUUGCAUCCUGCUGAUCUUAUACCAUUCACACGCAAACCUUUAUUUUUGAUCGUUGAUAGUGACAAUAGUAUUGAAUUCAAGAAUAUGCCAAAUGUAUUUGAUCAACCUGUGAUGUGUUUAAUGUCGCCUGUCGAAUACCCUUCUUCUGUGCAAGAUAAAAGUGAAAUCGGCAGUUUGUUUACUUUAUUCUUACAUACACCUUUGCUUGGUUUCUGCUCUGUGUCUGAUAUCGGUAAUUUGGAUCAGUCUAAAUGGGAUGAAUGUGUUCGAAAGAUUGAUGCUAUGGAAAAAGCAAUCGGUGCUUUACUCAUUUCAGAUGCCAGUGUUGAUAAAAAUGUAAAGCGUUUUAUGUUUGAUGAUUUUCUUUACUAUUUUAUUGUUCGAUUUGUCCUUUGUGGUAUCUUUUUGCGAUAUCAUUCUUCUUUUAAAGACGAAAAGUCUUUCCCUACUUGCUGUCCAUCUUUACCUGAAAGUAUUUAUGUUUCUACUGAAAUCGUGACCAUGUUGGGUGAUUUGACGGCCAUUGCUGAUGUAGGUACUUAUUUUAGUUUACCUGCUUAUGCUUCUGCUACCAACAAUACUUCAAAUACGUUAUCUUCUUCGCCUUCUGCCUCUGUCAUCACAGGCAAUAGUAAUGUAGUUAUGGACACAACUCAAUAA
This is a messenger RNA of Gilbertella persicaria, 2433 nucleotides long. RefSeq lists its product as uncharacterized. The transcript is spliced from 9 exons. NCBI's taxonomy places the organism in Eukaryota, Fungi, Mucoromycota, Mucoromycetes, Mucorales, Choanephoraceae. Gene Ontology annotation, cellular component: nucleus. The record is from RefSeq and is a predicted model, not a curated record. Bases 1 to 2433 code for a protein of 810 amino acids. Gene Ontology annotation, molecular function: transcription corepressor activity. Gene Ontology annotation, biological process: DNA-templated transcription.